Molecule: messenger RNA, 4737 nt
Organism: Drosophila novamexicana
Lineage: Eukaryota; Metazoa; Arthropoda; Insecta; Diptera; Drosophilidae
Product: mucin-5AC
Exons: 3
Coding region: 1-4737 (1578 amino acids)
Source: RefSeq, a predicted model, not a curated record
AUGAAGCGACGCAUGCAACUCAUCGCCGUUUGGCUGGGCCUUUUGGCCACAGCCACCUAUGCACAGACGCAGCAGGAGUCCUCUGCUAAGUGGUCGCGACAGCUGGAAUCUGUUGGCACCGGGGAUACAGACGCGUUGGACUGGGUGCCGCUGGCACAACCGCUGGAUGACAGCGGCAAGGAUCGCUCUGGCAAUGGGCGCGUGCUCACCUACUCGCAAUCAUUUCCGCCCAGUGCGCGUUUUGGUGAUCUAGGCAAGCCAACUGGUUCGCAGUUUGACUUUCCGUAUCAGUUCCAACGUUUUGCCAAUGGCGCACCACAGGCGCUGCCCUUGCGUCACCAGGGCCCACCGCCGCUAAAGAGCAGCGCCGGGCAGGAGCCCACCUCACAGUCGUUCUUCAAGUUCGAGAUGCCCUUCCACAAUGAAGCCAAUCAGCCUAAUGCGCCGCCCACUCUGCAGACGGGCUAUCAGAUCCAGCAUUCCUUUGGCGGCGGUGGCGGUCUGCCCGCACCUUCCUCGCUGUUCAGUCCACCCGCGCUCUUUGGCCAGCAGCAGCAGCAGCAGUUCCCAGACUUCCAAGCACUGCCACAGAAACCGCUCGCCCAGGCGCUGAGCAAGCCCCUGCAUCAGCAGAACUAUAUACAGGAUAAUUUCCCCAUUAAGUCCCAUGGCAAGCCCUUGCCCACGCAGGCUUCUCUGCAGAGCGUCACCCCGCAAGUGUUUCCCGUGGAUCCAGAGCCAGAAUCGGUCUUUGGUUUGAACAAACCAGCUGCUCCUUCGUCUGCACCCUCCUCUAACAAUCAGCAGCAGGAGGUGCAGCUACUCUAUGUGCCCUAUGAAACACUCUACAAUCAGCAACGCCAGCCUCAGAGCUCCUCGGGUAUCGGUUCGAGCAGCAGCUUUGAGGUGAACAAGUUCAAUGUAAAUGCUGGACUGCCCGCCGUCAAUCCCUAUCAGAUCAAUCAGUUCUACACCCAAGAUCCGAGCGUGGGCAGCGACUUCUUUAGUUCCGGCACAACCGCACGACCUAGCAGCACCACCUCACAGCCGCAGCACAUCUUCCAGAGCUUUGCACAGCCACAAGCACAGCCACAAGUACAGGCGCAGUCUCAGCCUCAAUUCACCACGGCUAAGCCCAAGCCGAAAGCACAUCAGCCCCCGCUGGCCAUGUUCCUGUUGCGCACCAACGCACGGCCCACACAGUCGGAUGUGGUAGCCGCCCUGCGGAAUGCCCGCGCCAUUUCGGUCAUCGAUGCGCCCACAAAACAGACGCCGGAUAUCUUUGUUGGACCUGCCGGCAUGCCCAUACCCGACGGCUAUGUCAAGUUCGAUCUGCCGUAUCUGUCGCAGCUGGCGCACUCCCGCGACCUGCAGGAUGUCUCCUUCUUCGUGGCACCGCUCAGCUACCGCACGCCCAACGGCUUCAAUAAAAUACUGCUGCCCGAGCCACAUGUGGGUUCAAUUGUGAUCAAUCGCGCCAAGGACAGCGCCGCCAUACAGGAGCUCGUCCACCCGCAGCACGUACGUACGCAGCGUCCGCAUACCACCACCAGCAGCACGCGCAAUCCCUUCGAGACUUCCACCCAGCCGCAGAGAGCCGCCGCUAGUCCGGUACCCACGCGCGGCAACAAGUUCAGCUACUACUACGUGCAGGAUGGCAUACAGGAGGUCAGCUCGCCCAAGCAGCCCGCCAAGCAGGAGCGGCACAAGAAGAAGCGUCCACAGCAUGUGCCCGUGGAGCAGCCCGUUUAUCGUGCGCCUGCCAAGACGCCAAAUCCCUUCGACACACUAAAUCAAAUCGGCGGCGAGGAUUUCUUCAACACGCUCAGCAGCAAGCCCAGUACUUCAACUACCAGCUCCACUUCCACGACCACGUCAACCACAUCGACUACUUCAACCACGGCCCCACCACAGACGCUGUUCACCUACGGCUCCAGGCCGCAAGUCGAGUUCCCUAGCUCGAAUGGUCAACUUUAUCCUCAAUUCGACACGGCACCACAGCUGCAGCCGGUGCAGGAGCAGCUGCCACGCCUCACGACACGUCCGCCCACCGCAACCACAGCGGAGGAGGAGUUGCGCAUGAAGCAGUACUUCCGCCAACAGGAUGCCUUCCGUCAACGCCCACAAACCACCAAUCCACCCUUCGAGCAGGUGCAGUACACGCCCUCUACCCAGGACUACGACGUACCACAACCCUCAACGACGCAGAAGACCAAACAACGGGUGACCAUCUACACUCCAGGUGCAGUGCCUGUGACCACCUCCGAUGUGGGCUACAAUGUGGAUCCACAGGGCCAGCCGCCGCUCAACCAUCGUCCCAGCUACAAUCAGAACGAGGUCAUCGACAGCGGCAAUGUGGAGUACGAGCCGAAUCCCUACCACGUGCCAUCCGAGCUGCCAGCGCUGACGCCGGAUAUUCCUGGUCUGGUCAACAAUCUGCAGGAGAAGGACAAGGUGGCCGCGACCACAACACCGCUUAGCGAGCCGGAGCCGGAAACGCGUCCCACACGUCGUCCGCUGCUGCGCACUCGCAAGCCUGCCAUCUCCAAGGUGGUGACCACCUCCUCGGUGUCCUAUUCCGAGUCCGAGAACAGUGCCAAGCAGCCCACGCACCGUAUCAGACGCCCCUAUGGCAGCCGAGGCACCUCAGCAGCCGCCACAGGCAGCACAGACAAUGGCGAGGAGGUGCACAGCACAACACGUCGUCCGGCCAGUUCGCGCAAUCCUCUGCUGCGCAAUCCCAAUCGCAUACGCUACCAACCCACCACAGAGGAGCGUCAGACGCUGAAGACCAAGAAGAAACACUACAAGGGCUCCAAGAAUGGCAAGCCAAGUGAGGAUCAGGAUUUGGACUAUCAGCGCGAUGUGCUGAAGCAAAACUAUCCAGUGUUCAAGGCGCCGUCUCGUCGUCCCACCAGUCCCACGGCCAUACCCAGCUCCUAUGAUGUGGGCAACACCGAGGGACCCGCCUCCGAGACGCAGCAGGUGUACACGGUCACGCCCAGCAAUAGCAUUGAUCAAGGAGAUCAGGGCGUCUAUGUGCCCAGCCUGCUGGAGCCUAUGCAAAUAGCCCAGCACUACAACGAGUUCUCCAAGGAUAACUAUGGACCCGGCUAUUUCCCCAAUCAGGAGGAUCUGAAUCCCACGGAAGCCAUCGUGCGCAACGAAGUGAGCCCCAUCUAUACCACACUGGCCACGACCACACCCUCCACCACUACAACAACCACCACCACCACUGAGGCGCCUGUGACAACAACCACACGCCGCUCACCCUUCAUACGCCGCAAUUAUCCAAGGGUACGCACCACCACAACAACUGAGCCGUCUGUGACCACCACCACUCCUUCGGAGGAGCGCCCAUCUAUUCGCUCUCGCCUGCCGCCACGUCGCGUAGUCAAGGUGCGUCAACGCCAGCGCCGUCCAGCUCAUCCGGCCUCCUCUACCGCUACCCCGGAGGAGGAAGUGGAGCAAGUUACCCAGAGGCAGAAUCUGCGCAAGCUGAGCCGUUACAAUCAGGAACAGUCUGAGAGAGAGGUGAGUACCCACUUGCUCCUAGGAAUACAUGGGAAACUAUUAACCGUCGCACAACAUCAGGCUCCACAGACGCCACGUCGUCGUUACAAGCAGCCCUUCCAGCUUGAGGGCCAGGAGUCCCAGUGGUCGCCAGCCUCGGAAACGGGCAACAGCAAUACCAACAGCAACAGCUUCAAGCCUCUCAAUCCCAAAUAUAGCUCCAAGAACGAAGCACACAAUUUCGAGAAUGAGCCGGAGAUUGUGACGGCAGGACCCACAGGUCAACCGGAAACCUACGAAUUCAACGUAGCUGCUAAUCUUAGUGGAUCGGGAGCUGCGCAGCUUACGACGCCCGCGCUGAAGGCGCCGAACCUAAAACCCGAGAAAUCCUUUGCGGAACUGCUGGAGGAGGUAAUGGGCAAGGCACCCGAGGAGCUGGCCACCGAGACACCCACAAGCAGCACCAUUGGACGCCUCAAUAGGCGUGGCAAGUGGAAAAAGUCGCGCGUCUCAGGCGGUUCAGAUAAUGGGGAGAAUUUCGAAACAGCCGAGUCCCAGAACCUGGGACCACAGCUCUACAAUUCGCUGUAUGCCGGCAGUGAGAAAAAAGAGGAGCCGGAGCUGAAGAACACCACACCAAUGACACCAGCUACCGAGGCUCCAACAACCACCACCCCUGAAGUGGCCACCACCACAGCGACAGCCAUCACAACGCCGGAGGAGUACGAGGUGACCACCGCCAAGACGCCCGAUGCAACAACAAUAGCCACAACGCUGGCCAUGAGCGAGGAGAGCGCCACGCGCCGCAUGGACACGGCUGCGGAUGUGGAUGACCUGGAGACGCAGCCGAGCAUCUUCUCCGAGGUGCGACAGCAGCUGCACGAUCUCUUCGCCAUCGAUGAGAGCGAGGAUCAAGCAGUGACCGCUGCGCUGGCAGCCGUUGGCAAACGUCGCCAGGCAUACACGAGCAUCAAACGCACCAAGCCAGCCACGUCCGCCGAGAGCAGCACGCUAGCGGCCACGGAGGCGCCGGCCGAAGUGCUGGACACCACAACGGUGGCGACGCCUGCCAACGGCAAGGAGGAUAACUUUCACAAGGACCUGAUGGAGCACGUGGUCUAUGCGACUUCCACCUCAACCAAAGUUACCUCCGAGACAGAGAUCUGCUAUCGCGGCCGUUGCAUACGCUCCGAGGAUCUGCCCGCCAAUCACAAGCUGCACUGA